AUGUCCGAAGAAUUGAAUCGCGAUAUCGCCGACCUGUCCAUAGAUACCACCGACCGCAAGCUCGUGCGAUCGGACUCCCAGUCUAGCUCCAACCACUCACCACUGUCUUACCACAGGAUGCCUAAUAUUGGUGCUGACGUUCAGGCCAGAGUACUGGCUUUUCAAGAAAAACGCCAGCAGCAACAUCAACAACAGCAGCAGAAUCAACAUUCCAACUGCGUAUCCGAGCCGACAACGCCUUCAAUGGAACUUUCUAGGAGGUUAUCGUUUAAAAAGAAUCAAGCUCCCGAGGAAAAGCCUUUGCCUCCACUUCCUCCUUUGCCUAAGGAGUCAAAGUCGACUUCGAGUGUUCAGUUGACGCACAACGGAAACGAUAUUGCUAUUUCCGACGGUUCUGAUGGGCUGUAUUCCGCCACUGGCAUUCCGCUCGGAACGCCGAUCGAGGUAACCAACGGAAAUGUGAGAGCGACAAUAUCACCUCGCAAUUCUUUCCGAACAAAAAAGCCGGAGAAGUUUGCACAGUUGGAGCAGUUACAAACCUCUGCUCGAACAGCCUCGCCCCAACAGGCGCAACCAUCAAUACAGAAAACUCCUUCGUCAUCAGGUGCUCGUCACCAGCAGUUUCAACAGCAGAAUAAUCCUCAGAUUCCAGUGGUGACUCCGCAGGCGGUGGCACGGAAUCCAAGGACGAAAUUGUCGCUUUCUCAGAGGCGGGGCAUGAAGCUGAAUGUGAGUGACCUUCAGGGAAGAGAAAGUUCUUCGGAUUCUUCUAAUCCCAGUAGUGCAUCUUCAGCUUCGGAUUCGCCCAUCGCACCUGGAAAGCCUGUUCUGGACCUGUUGGCCAAACGGAACCAGCUACCUAUGAAAUUCAAGCACGAACCGAGACUGGAAGGGUCAUUUGUGGAUUAUUCAAAGUAUCUGGAUGUGAAGUCCGGGUCUCUCAACUUUGCAGGCAAGGCCUCCGUUCACUCUAAUGGAAUUGACUUUUCUUCAGGUUCUUCUUUCCGGAUUUCACUCGACGAGCUGGAGUUCAUUGAGGAGCUCGGAAGGGGGAACUAUGGUAUCGUGACGAAAGUGCUGCACAGACCGACAGGCGUGAUAAUGGCCAUGAAGGAAGUGCGGCUCGAAUUGGAUGAUGUUAAGUUCCGCCAAAUUCUGAUGGAACUGGAGAUCUUGCAUAACUGCGUCAGCGAUUGCAUCGUUGACUUCUACGGAGCAUUUUUUGUUGAAGGAGCUGUCUAUAUGUGUAUUGAAUACAUGCAUGGUGGAUCCCUUGACAAGAUAUAUGGGGACGGUAUCCCUGAGAAGCAAUUGGCCUACAUUACCAAAUCGGUAGUUAAAGGCCUAAAACAACUUAAGGAUGAACACAAUAUUAUCCAUCGUGACGUGAAGCCAACUAAUGUACUGGUGAACGAAUCUGGUCAGGUAAAGCUGACAGAUUUUGGUGUUUCCGGAAACCUAGUUGCCAGUUUAGCUAGAACCAAUAUUGGUUGUCAAUCAUACAUGGCCCCAGAGAGAAUUAAGUCGAUGAACCCAGACGAUAUCUCCUACUCGGUACAGUCCGACAUCUGGUCUCUGGGACUUUCAAUCUUGGAAAUGGCCAAAGGGUGUUACCCAUAUCCUCCCGAGACGUACGACAACAUUUUCUCGCAGUUGAGUGCCAUUGUUGACGGAGAGCCUCCAACGCUUCCUAAAGACAAGUUCUCUGAGGAGGCGCAAGACUUUGUGGCGCAAUGUCUUAACAAGAUCCCUAAAUUGAGGCCCGUUUACAGUCAGCUUCUUAAUCAUCCAUGGUUGACCAAGUUUGCGGCUGAUUCGGAUGAAGAAGAGUCGCGCAGACUGAUGGCGGAGUUUGUUGACUGCAAACUGAAGGAGAUUGAAGAAUUGAAGCAGAAAAAGAAGGAGUCCAAAUCGAAGAAGUUGCCUGCUCUGCAUAAAGGCGGUGCCAAUAAUACAAAGUGA
Kuraishia capsulata CBS 1993 is the source of this 1962-nucleotide messenger RNA. RefSeq lists its product as uncharacterized. Gene Ontology annotation, molecular function: MAP kinase kinase activity; ATP binding. The record is from RefSeq and is a predicted model, not a curated record. NCBI's taxonomy places the organism in Eukaryota, Fungi, Ascomycota, Pichiomycetes, Pichiales, Pichiaceae. The transcript has a single exon. Bases 1 to 1962 code for a protein of 653 amino acids. Gene Ontology annotation, biological process: protein phosphorylation; cellular hyperosmotic response; MAPK cascade.